This is a messenger RNA of Colletotrichum higginsianum IMI 349063, 3681 nucleotides long. RefSeq names its product Chitin synthase. Gene Ontology annotation, molecular function: chitin synthase activity. Gene Ontology annotation, cellular component: cell septum; cell periphery. The record is from RefSeq and is a predicted model, not a curated record. NCBI's taxonomy places the organism in Eukaryota, Fungi, Ascomycota, Sordariomycetes, Glomerellales, Glomerellaceae. The coding region runs from base 1 to 3681 and encodes 1226 amino acids. The transcript is spliced from 2 exons.
AUGGACCCAAAUACCCCUUCGCGACCGCCCGACUACAGUCUGCCGCCCUACGAUGACCGCGACGACGACACACCCACGGGACGCUCCAACAACCCUGCCGCUAUUCGUCUCUUGACCUCAGUCGAGGAGCCCAUUAUGGACAGCCGACCGUAUGUAACACCCAGCGUUCAUAUUCAGACGCCGCCUGCUAGCACUGUCGCCGCCGCCGCCGCCGGCAGCGCAUCGCGGCCCCGUCGUUCUGCUUCUGCUUCUACUCCUGUUCCUGCGUCUUCUAUCCCUCGUCUUCGACAGCUUCACAAGACGCCCGAGUCGUCGCCCAGCCUCUUCCCGCGCCCGCUCUCGCUGCGCAGGAAGAAGUCGGACGCCGCAAACCCGGCGCUCUCUACCCCAGAUCACCUUGACGCUUUACGGCAGCAGGAGGAGGCUCGCCCGACCGCGACCUCGUCUCCGGACCCCAUCUACACUUCACGCCGAAGUGGCGUGAGCAUCGUCGAUUUCGCGGAUGUGCAGCCCGCCUCCCGCAUCCCAGUGCGGUCCACUACUGUCAAGUUGCAGAAGAGGACGAGGCCCGCCUCUGUCAGAGAGACGCAGCUCCGGGACAGUCUCCCAACCAUUCCAGAGGGUCCUUCGAUGCGGAAAAGUCAACUGCACCAGUUCUCUAGUUGCCCCGUUCCCCCAUCCUCAGACGAUUCUGGUGACAGUACAGGCACAAGCUCACACUCAGCGAACGAUAGGCCCCGAUCGAGUCGACGAUCCUACGCGUCGUCAAUCCUGUCCGACCGAUCCGCCUCCAUCCGAGACCCUCCCAGCAUGCCGCCGCCCGACUCGACCUACGUCCCAUUCCAAGGCCGCGAUUACGCCCGCGAGUAUGAGCGAACCUACGAGCAAGAGUACCAGGACGAUUACCCCUACGAGUACCAGGCCGGCCGCGCAUCGCCCACUAGGACAUACAGCCCGUCGCGUCUGUCAUCAGACUUCACUCGGCCACCUCCGUCUGGAAUCUACGAGCCAUCUGAUAUCAAUGGUAGCCCCAGACCGGGGACCCCGUCCUCCAGAUAUGGUGGGAGCCCGAGACGACCGCUCCCCCCUGCGCCGCUCUUCUCGACCGGUGCGAACCGCAACUCGGCCGCUUUUGCAGAUGACGCCACAGUGUCGAUCCCUCUUCAUGAUACCGACGACGUUUUUGGGCCAGAGACGGACAUCAGCGAGACCCAGCCCAUGAGAGAGUCGUACAUGUCGCAUGACCAAGUCACCCUCAGUGAGGGAGACACGGAGACCGACGUCAAUGAGAAGGUUGAGCACUACGGCCCGGCCCCAGACGGCAUGCAGGAACGCCGAGGUGUGCGCGCGCCGCAGAUGUCGAGAAAGGAGGUUCAGCUCAUCAACGGUGAGCUGGUACUGGAGUGCAAGAUCCCCACGAUCCUCUACAGUUUUCUGCCUCGCCGUGACGAGGUCGAGUUCACCCACAUGAGAUACACAGCUGUCACAUGCGACCCCGACGACUUUGUUGAUCGCGGAUACAAGCUCCGCCAGUCUAUCGGCAAGACCGCUCGCGAGACGGAGUUGUUCAUCUGCGUCACCAUGUACAACGAAAACGAGUUCGACUUCACCAGAACAAUGUACGCCGUCAUGAAGAACAUCUCCCACUUCUGCGCCCGUUCCAAGUCACGCACGUGGGGCGACAAUGGUUGGCAAAAGAUUGUCGUCUGCAUCGUUUCCGAUGGCAGAGAGAAGAUCCAUCCUCGCACGCUUGACGCGUUGGCAGCCAUGGGUGUCUAUCAGCACGGCAUCGCCAAGAACUAUGUCAACCAGAAAGCCGUUCAGGCUCACGUCUACGAGUACACGACGCAAGUCUCACUCGACUCCGAUCUCAAGUUCAAGGGUGCCGAAAAGGGCAUCGUCCCUUGCCAGCUGAUAUUCUGUCUGAAGGAGAAGAAUCAGCGGAAGCUCAACUCGCAUCGUUGGUUUUUUAACGCUUUCGGAAAAGCGCUCAACCCCAAUGUCUGUAUUUUGCUCGACGUCGGCACGAGGCCCGGUGGCACAUCGCUCUACCACUUGUGGAAGGCCUUCGACAACGAUUCCAACGUCGCCGGUGCUUGUGGAGAGAUCAAGGCUAUGAAGGGCCGUUUUGGAGUCAACCUUCUGAACCCGCUUGUGGCCUCGCAGAACUUCGAGUACAAGAUGUCCAAUAUUCUCGAUAAGCCGUUGGAGUCUAUAUUUGGCUACAUUACCGUCUUGCCAGGCGCCCUGAGUGCCUACCGCUAUCACGCCUUACAGAACGACGAGACCGGCCACGGUCCCCUUAGCCAGUACUUCAAAGGAGAGACGCUGCACGGUCAACACGCAGACGUGUUCACCGCCAACAUGUAUCUCGCCGAGGAUCGUAUUCUCUGUUGGGAGCUUGUCGCCAAGCGUGGUGAGAGCUGGGUGUUGAAGUACGUCAAGGGAUGCCACGGUGAGACGGACGUGCCAGACACGGUUCCCGAGUUCAUAUCGCAGCGACGUCGUUGGCUCAAUGGUGCCUUCUUUGCUGCCGUGUACUCGCUCGUUCACUUCAAGCAGAUCUGGCACACCGACCACACCAUCACGCGCAAGAUCCUCCUCCAUAUCGAAUUCGUAUACCAGUUUCUGCAGCUCAUCUUCACCUACUUCUCCCUGGCGAACUUCUACCUGACCUUCUACUUCGUCGCCGGCGGUCUGGGCGACCCCUUGGUGGAUCCCUUCGGUCACAACAUUGGCCAAUACAUCUUUACUGUCCUGCGGUACAUCUGCGUUCUGCUCAUCUGCGCGCAGUUCAUCCUCUCGCUGGGUAAUCGCCCGCAAGGAGCAAAAAAGCUGUACCUCUUCAGCAUCAUCGUUUACAGCAUCAUUAUGAUUUACACAACGUUCGCCACCUUUUACAUCGUCAUCCGCCAGCUGAAAGAGAAAGACAACCCAGAGAUUCACAUGGGGAACAACGUCUUCACGAACUUUAUCGUCUCUAUUCUAUCGACCAUCGGGUUGUAUUUUGUCAUGUCCUUCAUGUACCUCGACCCCUGGCACUUGUUCACCAGUGCGGCUCAGUACUUCAUGCUGCUGCCGGCGUACAUCUGCACUCUACAAGUCUACGCCUUCUGCAACACGCACGACGUCACAUGGGGUACCAAGGGAGACAACGUCAUGAAGACGGAUCUGGGUGGUGCUAUCGGCAAGGGCAACAGCGUCGAGCUCGAGAUGCCCUCGGAACAACUCGAUAUCGAUUCGGGGUACGAUGAGGCGCUGCGCAACCUCCGCGAUCGCGUCGACGUUCCGGCAUCAGCCGUUUCUGAAGCGCAACUACAGGAGGAUUACUACAAGAGCGUGCGCACUUACAUGGUGCUUUCGUGGCUUAUCUGCAACGCCAUCCUCGCCAUGGCCGUGUCUGAAGCGUAUAGCGACCGCGGCAUUGGUGAGAACUAUUACCUUGCCUUCAUUCUCUGGUCUGUGGCGAUCCUAGCGCUCUUCCGUGCCAUCGGCUCCACCACGUUUGCGGUCCUCAAUGUCGUCAGUAUGAUCGUCGACGGCCAGGUGCGCAUGAGCCUCAAGAUGCCCAAGUGGAUGGGUGGCUUCGGCGAAAAGGUCAGCGAGAAGAUGAGCAGCGUCGGAAGCAGCGUCGGAAGCAGCGUCGGUGGCAGCAAGCUCAGCAGCGUCUUUCGACGCUGA